This is a messenger RNA of Myotis brandtii (Brandt's bat), 996 nucleotides long. RefSeq names its product spindlin-2B. Gene Ontology annotation, biological process: gamete generation; regulation of DNA-templated transcription. The coding region runs from base 26 to 829 and encodes 267 amino acids. Gene Ontology annotation, cellular component: nucleoplasm; cytosol. Lineage: Eukaryota; Metazoa; Chordata; Mammalia; Chiroptera; Vespertilionidae. The transcript has 2 exons. The record is from RefSeq and is a predicted model, not a curated record.
AGGAGCGCCAACAGGUCACACAGGCAUGGAGACCCCCAGCGCACAGGAAGCCGCAGGGCAACAAGCCAGCGCACCAGCCAGCGCACCAGCCAGCGCACCGGCGGGACAGGCCACUGGCUCUGCGAACACCAACACCGUGAAGAAGAGGAGCUGCCCAAAGAAGCAGCGGGGCAGACCCUCGUCCCAGCCCCCCAGGAACAUCGUGGGCUGCAGGAUUUCCCACGGAUGGAAGGAAGGCGACGAGCCCGUCACCCAGUGGAAAGGGACCGUUCUGGAUCAGGUGCCUAUAAACCCCUCUCUCUAUCUGGUGAAAUAUGAUGGGAUUGACUGUGUCUAUGGACUCGAACUUCACCGAGAUGAGAGAGUUUUGUCUCUUAAGAUUCUCUCGGACAGGGUGGCAUCAUCUCAGGUCGCUGAUGCAAACCUUGCCAACACCAUCAUUGGCAAGGCUGUGGAGCAUAUGUUUGAGGGCGAGCAUGGUUCUAAGGAUGAGUGGAGAGGGAUGGUGUUAGCCCAAGCACCAAUCAUGAAAUCGUGGUUUUAUAUUACCUAUGAGAAAGAUCCUGUGCUGUACAUGUACCAGCUUCUGGAUGACUAUAAGGAAGGAGACCUGCGUAUCAUGUCAGAGCCCAAUGAGCCUCCUCCAGCCGAGAGGGAGCCGGGGGUUGUAGAUGGCCUGAUCGGCAAACAUGUGGAAUAUACCAAAGAAGAUGGCUCCAAACGGAUCGGCAUGGUCAUUCACCAAGUGGAAGCCAAACCCUCUGUGUACUUCAUCAAGUUUGAUGAUGAUUUCCAUAUCUAUGUCUAUGACUUGGUGAAAAAGUUCUAACUGUUAGUGUAGAAUUGGCCACAUUUGUGAAAGCGAAUGUAUAGUUUGUGGAUUUGCAAAAUGAUGUUGUUUUCCAGUGUGUUGGAACUUAAGGGUCCUGUUGAUUUAGCAUUGUUGCCAGCAUAACUGUUGUUUGUUCUGAAAAAUACAAAUGUGUGUGGACAUGA